Molecule: messenger RNA, 2952 nt
Organism: Pelobates fuscus (common spadefoot toad)
Lineage: Eukaryota; Metazoa; Chordata; Amphibia; Anura; Pelobatidae
Gene: WFIKKN1
Product: WAP, follistatin/kazal, immunoglobulin, kunitz and netrin domain containing 1
Exons: 2
Coding region: 1011-2666 (551 amino acids)
Biological process (GO): transforming growth factor beta receptor signaling pathway
Cellular component (GO): extracellular region
Molecular function (GO): serine-type endopeptidase inhibitor activity; receptor antagonist activity; transforming growth factor beta binding
Source: RefSeq, a predicted model, not a curated record
ACACACACACACACACACACACAGAGUACGAGCUGGUAUUAGGUAUAAUUAGACUGGUUGUUAUUGUUAGAUGAUGCUUUAUUUUAGCUUAGCAGUGUACCCAAACCUUUAUUCCUCGUAAGAAUAAAAACGACAAAACGCAUUGACAAAAACAUACAGUCCUGUCCCAUGCAAACACAGACACACGCCUGAUACUUAGUUUCACACACACCUUUCUUAAUGCAUUCAGACACAUUUUAACCGUUACCUGUCAGUUCACUAGCAAAGCCUCUCCACAGCUUUCUUCUACUCCCCAUUACUGAAAAGCAUAAAACUACCCCCACCUCGCACACAGUCAGAGACACAGGGCCUAUCCCCCUCCCUCCCUCUCUGGUUAGGAAGUUAUCCUGUCCCAGACCAGGGGCGGGAGAGAGGGGGGGACAGGAGAGAAAGACACAGACACACUGUGAUAGUUUUGGCACUUCAGACAUCUCUCUACACACUGUGCCCACAAGAUACCCUGCCACCAUUCCAUGGGUCACACCACAAGGGUACGAUGACAUCCUGAUAUGGAGUCACCCCUAGAACACCUAUACCAUCUCCGAAACUAUACCCACGGCAGGUCAGAUCCUUUACCUACAUACACGCACACAUCUAGCACAUAACCCAGCAUCCUAUAUACCUGUGCCCGCUAAAAUUAUAAGCACACACCCAACAGUCCUGCCGUCUCUGCAUGUACACAGUUAUUUCUGUAUAAGCAGCGCGUAUAUUACACACACAAAAAUUAUUACAUAUCUUUGUAGAGUCAACAUAGAUGAUCUGCAAAACGUAAGAAAAACCCAUUCACGUAGUGUCCAAACAACAUUCAAUACACAACAAGACAAGUAAUACGUUUAAGUUAUGCAUGCAUAUAGAAGUGUUUAGACAGAAAUUAUAGCAUGUAUACAAUGCACACAAACAUUUACAGUUGCACGUAGACGCCAGCACAGGAAGAGUAUUGAACAAUACACAGCGUAAAAUAUAUAUCUUCGAUGUAUACUCGGGAAAUGCUGGUCACACUCUGGGUUUUGCCGCUGUGCCUAUUGGCACAGAAUACGUUGCCAAACUCCAAUAAGGACCAUUUCGGCAUCUGCCCCAACCAACUGAAUGCCAAUCUUUGGGUGGACGCUCAAAGCACCUGCGAGAGGGAGUGCAAGUCCGACCAGGACUGCGAGGCGUUUGAGAAAUGUUGCACUAAUGUGUGCGGACAGCAGAGUUGCGUGGCUGCACGGUACCCAGAUUCAGGAAUGCCUGCUCCAGGUACUUCUCAUCCAGCUACUUGUGCUGGGUUUAUUUGCACCCAGCAAGGCUCAGACUGCGAAAUGUGGGAAGGGCGGCCCAUUUGCCGUUGCCGAGAGCGCUGCGGAAAACAGCCAAGUUUUACUUGUGCCUCUGAUGGUCUUACCUACUAUAACCGCUGUUACAUGGAUGCAGAGGCCUGUGCCAGGGGUAUUAGCCUGGCAGAAGUUCCCUGUAAAUUUGUCUCAUCAUGGCCCCUGACAAGCGCAGCCCCAUCUGAGACUACACAACAGCCUACUCCUCCUUCAACUCCAGUGGAACUACCAAUGCCACCUGCCUUGUACCAUGCACCAGCACCUCAGUCUGUGACCAUGGGGGGCACUGUGGGCUUGCAGUGUGAGUGCAGUGGGAGGCCCCAGCCUGAGAUUUUUUGGGAAAAGAUGGGUGAUGGUCCGUCUGUUCCUCUAAUGCGGCCAGACCAAAUGUAUGGAAAUCUAGUGGUCACAAACUCUGGACAGCUAGUCAUUUAUAAUGCCCGACCUGAAGAUGCUGGAAUCUAUGUCUGCAUGGCCCGUAACUCUGCAGGAAUUCUCCACGCUAAUUUCCCUCUCUCUGUCCUGAGGAAAGACACAAAUCCCACAAACCUUCCCCAAAUACAUUUAGGAUACCUGUCUGAAUGCCAAAAACUCCCAGAACGCAAUGACUGCCAGGGACCUCAUGUCCUGCGUUGGACGUACUAUGCCCAAAGUGGUGACUGCAAGACCUUCCUUCAUAGAUGGUGUCCUGGUAUGUCCAAUAGUUUUCAGACGUAUGAAGAGUGCAGGACAAUGUGCCAGGUGGCACCUUCUGACCCUUGCACACUGCCACCGGUCAGAGGUCCAUGCAAAACACCAGAGGUGAGAUGGGCAUAUAGUGCCCUAAUGCGCCAGUGUUUUUCCUUCAUUUAUGGUGGAUGCCAGAGCAAUCAGAACAACUUUGAAAGCAAAGAUGCCUGUGAAGAUCACUGCCCCCUUCCAAGAGCCAAGCAGUGCCAAGGAUGCCAUCUGCGAGGAAGGUUGGUGCCCAGCUUGUGCCGUAGUGACUUUGUAAUUGUUGGCAGGUUGGAGGAUUCAGGUGAAGAACAUGUGCUCAAAGUUGCCAUAAAUGAGGUGCUGAAGGAUGACUACAUGGGUCUUCAUUUGUUUCAUACAAACUAUCUGGAAGUAACCCUUGGAGAUAGUGGAGGAGACUGUCCGUGUGCUGGUCUUGUCGGGGAUGGACAGCUUUUAAUCAUGGGGGAGGUCCAGGAUGGUAUGGCCUUACUGGGAACUUCUAGCUACGUCCGUCCAGCCAAUGACAAAAGGCUGAAGAAGGUGCGAGAGAUGUUGGAGAAAGGAACAUGUCAAAUGCUUAAUAGAUUUCAAGACUGAUAUACAAGAACAGGUGUACAGUGGGGUACACCCUCUUCUUAAAUAAUUCAUGAAUAUCUAUCAUCUUAUUUCAGGCCUACAAUCUGAAAACACAAUAACAGAUUCCCUUUUUUUUUUUUUUUUUUUUUAAAUCUGAAAGGUUUUCUGUUUUUUCUUCCAAUAUGCUCUGUUUUUUUUUAAUGAUUAUACAUUGUUUAUCCUGUUUGUUUAAAUUAUGGAAAUAAAACAGUGCUUCCUAUAAAUCUCUGAUUACUACGGCUUAGAAACUUAUUUGGAUAAUAUUGCU